Messenger RNA from Cannabis sativa, 2705 nucleotides. Its product is annotated as F-box/LRR-repeat protein 3. The record is from RefSeq and is a predicted model, not a curated record. Gene Ontology annotation, cellular component: SCF ubiquitin ligase complex. The transcript has 7 exons. Gene Ontology annotation, biological process: SCF-dependent proteasomal ubiquitin-dependent protein catabolic process. NCBI's taxonomy places the organism in Eukaryota, Viridiplantae, Streptophyta, Magnoliopsida, Rosales, Cannabaceae. Bases 263 to 2296 code for a protein of 677 amino acids. Gene Ontology annotation, molecular function: protein binding.
UCCAGACCCUGCUCAUUUCUUAAUCUCUCUACUCUGUACAAAAUAACAAACAAACGAACGAACUCUCUUCUCAGCUAAACUAAAGCGAACUGCUACUUUUGCAGUUAAACAAUAAACCUCCGAAUCUUCGAAACCUACAACUCUUUCAACACAUCAAAUUAGUCAACCCAAUCACUUAACUUGACUCCCCAUGUUUUGACCUUCUUCUAAAGAAAAAGAACAGAAGAACCCACCCACCAUCAUCCAUUAUCAUUAUUCACAGAUGAAAAAGCUCAAAAAAGACAUCGAAAACAGAGACCCAAAUCCAAACAUGACAAACCCUUUUGAUAUUUUCACCGAUGAGAUCGUAUACGCCAUUCUCGACCACCUUCACGGAGACCCUUUUUCCAAAAGAUCCUUCUCCUCAGUCUGCAAGUCCUUCUACUUCAUCGAGUCUCGCCACCGCAGAGCCCUGAAGCCACUCCGCUCCGACCUCCUUCCCAGGACUUUUCGCCGCUACUCUUCGAUUUCCCACCUCGACCUCUCGCUCUGUUCACUCGUCGACGACAACAAUCUCGCCGCCGUUUCCGUGGCCUGGAAAUCCACCCUCCGCUCCAUAAAUCUUUCCCGGUCUAGAGCUUUUUCCAGCAUUGGGUUGUUGACUCUGGUCAAUAACUGUUCGGGAUUGGUCGAAAUUGAUUUGUCUAACGGGACAGAACUCACUGACUCUGCCGCCAAGGCUAUCGCCGAGGCCCGGAAUCUGGAGAUUCUCCGGUUGUCUAGAUGUAAAUCAAUUACGGAUAUUGGGAUUGGGUGUAUUGCCGUUGGGUGUAAAAAGCUAAAGACCCUUUGUCUUAGAUGGUGCUUAAGGAUUACUGAUUUGGGGGUUGGUUUAAUAGCUAUGAAGUGCAAAGAAAUUCAGAGUUUGGAUCUCUCUUACUUACCGAUUACUGAAAAAUGCCUUUCACAUAUCCUGCAACUGCAACAUUUGGAGGAUUUGAUUCUUGAAGGCUGUCAUGGGAUUGAUGACAAUGGCCUUUCUACACUCAACCAUACUUGCAAGUCAAUAAAAAUGAUUAACAUGUCAAACUGUCAGAGUCUCAGUUACAUUGGUUUAUCCUCUCUGACUAACGGCGCUAAUUCUUUAGAGCAGCUUAUCUUAGCAAAUGGCCCUUCUGUCACGGCUGAUCUUGCAAAAUGCCUAAGUCAAUUUUCCAGUUUGCGAUCAAUUAAACUAGAUGGUUGCUUGGUUACAUGUUCUGGUAUAAAUUCUAUAGCAAAUUGGAGUGCCUCUCUAGUUGAACUCAGCUUCAGUAAGUGCUCGGGACUUACUGAUGAGUGUCUCUGCUUCCUGGCAGAAAGACAUAAAGAGUUGAGAAAGUUAGACAUCACUUGCUGCCGAAAGAUAACUAUUGCCUCCAUUGAAGGCAUAACAAAAUCAUGUACUUCCCUUACCUCCCUGAGAAUGGAAUCUUGCAGUCUGGUUUCGAAAGAAGCCUUUGUUUUGAUUGGACAACAUUGCCAAAUGUUGGAGGAUCUCGAUGUCACAGAUAAUGAGAUGGAUGAUGAAGGUUUGAAGGCCAUCUCAAGAUGUUCUAGACUUCAGAGUCUAAAGCUUGGAAUCUGCUUAAACAUGACUGAUGAGGGACUUAUCCAUGUUGGGAGAGGUUGUUCAAAACUCAAAGAGCUCGAUCUUUACAGGUGUGCUGGAGUUACUGACAGGGGCAUUGAAGCUAUAGGCCAUGGCUGCCCUGCUCUGGAGAUGAUUAAUAUUGCUUAUAACAGCAAAAUCACAGACACAUCCUUGAUAUCCUUGUCGAAAUGUUCAAGUCUAAAGGUGCUCGAAAUUCGAGGAUGUCCCCACAUCUCCUCAGUUGGUCUAUCAUCGAUCGCCAUGGAAUGCAGGCAACUUUCAGAGCUGGACAUAAAGAAAUGCUUUAACAUCAAUGAUAACGCAAUGCACCCACUUGGUAAAUUUUCACAGAACCUGCAACAGAUCAACUUGUCAUACUGUUCAGUCACAGACGCUGGCCUGUUAUCAGUUACCAGGAUCAACAGGCUCCGAAACAUGACAAUCUUGCAUUUGUCUGGAUUGACACCGAAUGGCCUUGCUGCCGCUCUCUUGACAUGUGGAGGCUUAACAAAGGUGAAACUUCAUUCAUCCUUUAAACCGUUACUUCCUCAAUACAUCUACAAGUACAUGGAGUCACGUGGCUGCGUGUUUCAUUGGCGUAACAAAGCAUUUCAGGUUCUUAGUUACUCUACCUUCCAAUACUUUUAUGCUAUGCUGCCAAAUUCGUUUCGGCAAAAAGACUAAAUCAUCUUAUAUUUAUGUUUUUCAGGAGGAAAUCGAUCCUAAGGGAUGGCAACUCCAUUUGGGAAGACCUUCAUAAUUAAGGAAGAAAACCAGAGACAUUGUGUUGGGUCAGAACAGUAUGUACACCUGAGUGCAUAUUUAGCCACAUUUUUCUUAUCUGUUUUACUUGAGCACAGAAAUUGGUCUUUGUUCAUUACCUUGUGAUACAUUUGACUUGAAAUAUAGUCAAUAAUACAAGCAAGAGAUAGUCUCUCUGGCCUAAUAUUUAUGGUAAAGACCCCAUCUGUCUGUAUGAGGAAUUUGGCCAAAGUCAGAGAUGGAUCUAACUCUACUGCUCCCUUUUUUGUUUUUUCUUCCUUCAAAUGUAUUAUAUAAUGGUAAUGCUAUUCAAUUUUUUUAUCUCUACAAA